Molecule: messenger RNA, 1344 nt
Organism: Pocillopora damicornis (cauliflower coral)
Lineage: Eukaryota; Metazoa; Cnidaria; Anthozoa; Scleractinia; Pocilloporidae
Product: neuropeptide FF receptor 1
Biological process (GO): G protein-coupled receptor signaling pathway
Cellular component (GO): plasma membrane
Molecular function (GO): G protein-coupled receptor activity
Source: RefSeq, a predicted model, not a curated record
UUUGUUACAACAUCUGCUCGGUAGUCAAAUAUAGGCUUCUCUCGUUUGCAAGGACCGUUUAUUUAUCGCAAACUAGAGUUGCUUUGGACGAAAACUGAUAUGUGUCUCUUUUUGUGCGCCGUCGAUCUCUAAAGAUAUACGAUUCCAUUUUUUAAAAAUCUUCAAAAAGAUCAGCACUAGCGGAGACAGACAUCAUUUAUCGCUGAGGGUAAAUCGAACUUUAUUCAAAGCUUAAAUAACACAACCUGUGAAGUAGAAGACAAACUCCGCGCUGAACAAAAAAACAUGGCCAACAACACGGAGGAAGCGAAAACUGGAGCGUCAUUUAGUUCUAUUGAUUACGUUCAGCUCGUUAUUUACCCCGUAAUUCUUCUGUUUGGAUCAAUCGGCAACAUUCUUGUAAUGCUCGUAAUAUGGAACAAGAAAAGACAUCGAAAAAUCAACGACUAUUUCAUUCUCAAUCUGGCGAUUGGUGACUUUUGGAUGGUCACGAUUAGCACCUCCGUGGAUUUCUAUUUAAAGUUCCGUGAAUUUCCAUUCGGUGACUUGCUCUGCAAAGGAGUUUGGCCACUAAUGACAAUGUGCUUAUUCGCAAGCGUGUUCACGCUAACAUGCAUGGCGAUAGAACGCUGGCACACCAUCGUGAAACCGCUGGCUCCAAGGCUCACAGUCACCAAAGUUCUAUGGGUCCUACUUUUUACUUGGAUCGCAGGACUUGGGUGUGUCUCGCCUCUGACGGUAGUUGCCCACCAGAGAGGACGCAGUUGCACAGAAACAUGGCCUAGUUUCGCUAUGCGACAAGCGUAUACAGUUGCAGUUGUUUCGUUACAAUAUGCCCUCCCCCUUUUUAUUAUAACAAUCGCUUACGCAAGAAUCGGUAUUUUCUUGAAGCGCCGCACCAGACUAAAAAUUUCAGACUCCAGCAAGCGCUCGGCUGUAGUGCUUCGUAGACAAGCAAACAACGCUAAAAUCAACAAGAACCUGCGCACAAUCGUGACCCUUUUUGCCAUUUUUAUGUUGCCCAAACAAGUGUUGUGGCUCUGGUUAGACUUCGGCAAAGGCGGAGAUUUUGAGCACUUCGGUGACGCCCUGAUUUUCAGUGAGUUUAUGCUGUAUAUUCACAGUUCUACCAAUCCAGUUGUGUACGGUACUAUUUUGCAAGAAUAUCGUUCAGGGAUUUGCCAUUACCUGAGGCGCAUAUUUCCUUUUUUGAGAUCCAGUUGUACUAAUAGCAUUCAAGUUCAUCCCGAGCUUAAAUUGGAGAGUAAUAAUAACAGUAAUUCCAUGACUCUGACAAACCGAAAGUUAUUCCACCAACCAGAGAGCGUAAAGGAGAUCGCCUGA